GAUUCGAAGCAAUUGUUGCAUUAAGCAUUUUAGCCUACCCCCCCCUCAUUAUUUUUCCUCUUUCCUUUGUCUUUUAAAUCUGAAAGAAGAAGAAGAAGAACACAAACCAAGUUUUUCUUUUUAUUCAACUUUUUAGGUGUAUGUAAUCUUCUAAUAGUCAUAGAUAGAUGAAUCUAGAUAUCUCGUUAUAGUUGGGAAUUAAUUGCAGAGAGAGAGAGAGCGAUAGAGAUCGAUCGAGGAGGUUACAAAAAAUCAUCAUUUAAGAGGUUGUAAUGAAUUACCCACAAUCCAGGAUACCCCCCCUUCCUUAACACAACAAAAUUCAACUCCUCCCUUUUCUCUCUAAUGUGUUGUGAUUUUCCCGGGAAAAAUCUUCAUGCGCUUGUUGUCUUUGCUUUCCCUUUUUUCAUAAGAGUCAUGUGUUUCUUGUCUUCCUAACUAUACCUUCAUCUUCAGUUUUGUUCCAUUGGAGCUUAUCUCUUAAUAGAUCACCACACACAAAAAGAUCAAACCUUUACCUAAAUUUUUCAAUAAUGGAAGAAGUAUCAUCAUCGAUCGCUGGACCUUUCAGACCAUUCUCCGAAACCCAGAUGGAUUUCACAGGGAUCAGGUUGGGUAGAGGUUACUGCAUCAGCAGCAACCAACAACAAUACUCAACUCAAGGAGGCUCCGAGAACGGAGGAGAUCUAACCUCAUGCUCUGUUUCCGCGUCUCACGGUUCUGAAUCUAGGAAAGUUUUGAUUUCUCGGAUCAAUUCUCCUAAUCUAAACAUGAAGGAAUCAGCAGCUGCUGAUAUAGUCGUCGUUGAUCCAAUCUCCUCCGACAACAACAACGGCUCAGAUGUUCAGAGGGAGAAAAAGAUGAUGAUUAGCAGAACAGAGAGUAGGAGUCUGUUUGAAUUCAAGAGUAUUCCUUUAUACGGUGUGACUUCGAUCUGUGGACGAAGACCUGAGAUGGAAGAUGCUGUCUCCACCAUUCCUAGGUUCCUUCAGAGCUCUGAUUCGUUACUUGAUGGUGGUCGUUUUAAUCCUCAGUCAACUGCUCAUUUCUUUGGUGUUUACGACGGUCAUGGUGGUUCUCAGGUAGCGAACUAUUGUAGAGAGAGGAUGCAUUUGGCUUUAGCGGAGGAGGUAGCUAAGGAGAAACCUAUGCUCUGUGAUGGUGAUACGUGGCUGGAGAAGUGGAAGAGAGCUCUUUUCAAUUCUUUCUUGAGAGUUGACUCUGAGAUUGAGUCUGUUGCCCCGGAGACGGUUGGGUCAACGUCUGUGGUCUCCGUUGUUUUCCCGACUCAUAUCUUUGUUGCUAACUGCGGUGACUCCAGAGCCGUUCUUUGCCGUGGCAAAACUGCGCUUCCUUUAUCCGUUGACCACAAACCGGAUAGAGAAGAUGAAGCGGCGAGGAUUGAAGCCGCGGGAGGGAAAGUGAUCCAGUGGAACGGAGCUCGUGUUUUUGGUGUUCUCGCCAUGUCAAGAUCAAUUGGCGAUAGAUACUUGAAACCGUCCAUCAUUCCUGAUCCGGAAGUGACGGCUGUGAAGAGAGUUAAAGAAGAUGACUGUCUGAUUCUUGCGAGUGACGGGGUUUGGGAUGUAAUAACGGAUGAGGAAGCGUGUGAGAUGGCGAGGAAGCGGAUUCUCUUGUGGCACAAGAAAAAUGCGGUGGCUGGGGAUGCGUCGUUGCUCGCGGAUGAGCGGAGAAAGGAAGGGAAAGAUCCCGCGGCGAUGUCUGCUGCUGAGUAUUUGUCGAAGCUGGCGAUACAGAGAGGAAGCAAAGACAACAUAAGUGUGGUGGUGGUUGAUUUGAAGCCUCAGAGGAAACUCAAGAGCAAACCCUUGAACUGAGGCAGAGAGGGUCCUUUUUCUUAAUUUUUUAAAAAUGAAUAUGGGUCUCUCAAAAAAUAUUUACUAUUAAUUUGUGCUUAUUGUUGUUAAAUUAUUAUUUUUUUUAACUAACAAGCUUUAUGAGAUAAUGUAGCUUAAUGUGUUAAAGCUCAUUGUCUUGACGUUCUAAAACAGCCCCUUGUAUU
Messenger RNA from Camelina sativa (false flax), 2023 nucleotides. Its product is annotated as protein phosphatase 2C 56. NCBI's taxonomy places the organism in Eukaryota, Viridiplantae, Streptophyta, Magnoliopsida, Brassicales, Brassicaceae. Gene Ontology annotation, molecular function: protein serine/threonine phosphatase activity; cation binding. Gene Ontology annotation, biological process: protein dephosphorylation. The record is from RefSeq and is a predicted model, not a curated record.